Erigeron canadensis is the source of this 1780-nucleotide messenger RNA. Its product is annotated as aspartyl protease family protein 1-like. Gene Ontology annotation, molecular function: aspartic-type endopeptidase activity. The record is from RefSeq and is a predicted model, not a curated record. The transcript has 10 exons. NCBI's taxonomy places the organism in Eukaryota, Viridiplantae, Streptophyta, Magnoliopsida, Asterales, Asteraceae. Bases 227 to 1759 code for a protein of 510 amino acids. Gene Ontology annotation, biological process: proteolysis.
AUGAGUUGGGUUGUGAACUGUGAUGGUACACCAUCGCUGCCCUACCAGUGCAAUACCAGUCCACCACCACUGCCAACAACAACAACAAACUCCCCUAAAUUCACAGAUCCCCACACACACUCUUUCAUCAAAUCAUAUCAAAUCACAACUAUAUAUGUGUGUAUAUAUAUAUAUAUAAACACCCACACUUCACUACUUGAUUUCAAAUCAUCAAACUAAACUAAAAAUGCAAUCAUUUGUUGGUCUCAACAUCUUCUUCUUCUUAAUAAUAAUUACAACUGCAACUACCACAAAUGUAUUCACUUUAAAGAUGCACCACCGUUUCUCUGAUCCUGUUAAAAAAUGGGCUUCACAAAACAACAAUUUUCCUCCUAAAGGCAGUGUUGAGUUUUAUUCCCAGUUGACUCACCAUGACCGCCUUUUUCGGGGCCGGGGUCUUUCCGAUUCCAGACUUACCUUUUCAGAUGGCAAUUCCAGUUUCCGCAUCAAAGGAUUGGCUUAUUUGCAUUACACGAUAAUCUCCUUAGGGACGCCGGGACAGAAGUUCUUUGUAGCGCUUGAUACUGGGAGUGAUCUAUUUUGGGUGCCAUGUGAGUGCCGCCGAUGUGCCUCUAUAGAUAACACACCUUAUAGCUCUAAAUUUAAUAUGAGUAUCUACGAUCCAAAGGAAUCAUCAACGAGCAAAAAAGUUACUUGUAACCACAGGAUGUGUACUGCUAGUUGUCCGGGAAGCGGAACAGUCAGCACUUGCCCAUAUUCAUCAUCUUAUGUCUCUUCUCAAACUUCAACCUCUGGAAUAUUAUUGGAGGAUUGUCUUCACUUAGAAACAGAUGAUAACUAUGCAAAAGUGGUCAAUGCAUUUGUGACAUUCGGGUGUGGGCAGGUACAAACUGGGUCGCUUCUACAUGUUGCAGCCCCAAAUGGUAUUUUUGGGCUGGGUAUGGAGAAAUUAUCAGUUCCUGGCAUCUUAGCACGAGAAGGCUACAUAGCAGAUUCUUUCUCUAUGUGUUUUGGGCAUGAUGGAACCGGUAGGAUCAGUUUCGGUGAUAAAGGCAGCAUUGACCAGGAAGAGACGCCGUUUUGUUUCGAUGCAUCACACCCAACAUAUACUAUUACAGCAACACAACUUCGUGUAGGUGCCUCCCUUAUCAACUCUAGUUUCACUGCUCUUUUUGAUUCUGGUACCUCCUUCACUUAUCUCGUUGACCCACACUACACAAGGCUGACAAAGUUGUUUCAUGCACAAACAAAAGAUUCACGGCGGUUAACUGAUAAAUCAAUCCCCUUUGAGUAUUGCUAUGCUAUGAGUUCUGAAGCGAAUACUAGUCAGAUCCCAGCUCUGACCUUGACCAUGAAAGGGAGUGGUCAAUUUAAUAUCUACAAUCCCGUUGUUAUUGUCCACACGCGCCCAGAAGUUGUGUACUGUUUGGCUGUUAUGUAUGAUGCAGAAAUGAGCAUAAUUGGACAAAACUUCAUGACUGGCUAUCGUAUCAUAUUUGAUAGAGAGAAACUCGUUCUUGGCUGGAAGAAGUCCAGUUGUUAUGACAUUGAUAAUUCGACUUCCUUCUCGUCUAGACCAUUGAACACAAGUGUCCCUCCUGCUGUUGCUGCUGGGCUUGAAGGUGAAGGGAAUAGAAAUCGGGAUUAUAGCUCUGCUGUAUCAUCAACUAUCACUAAUUGUUACUUAAAUUAUAACUGCAUUUAUUUCCUUAUUAUUCAUUCUUUCGUUGCAGUUAUUAUUCUUCCCUAUUCUUUAUAAAUGAGAUGCUUCUUGUUCAUC